This is a messenger RNA of Didymodactylos carnosus, 1263 nucleotides long. NCBI's taxonomy places the organism in Eukaryota, Metazoa, Rotifera, Eurotatoria, Philodinida, Philodinidae. The record is from the annotation of a GenBank genome assembly.
AUGGCUACCCAACCAUUAGCUGCCGGUGAACUUAAUCGACCAUAUGUUGAUGAAACAGAGAAACUUCUUGUUGAUAUUAUGUAUCGCGCUAAUGCCAUUCCAUUUUUGAUCUGUGCGAUGACCAUAGAUGAAAUUGAUGGUCUUGUACCAAAACGUGAUAAUAAUGCGCAACAAGGAAAAGUUGAUGGCAUUAGUGUAUUACUUUCACAUAUUGAGGGUGUGAAAAAUAUUCGAACUUUAAUUGUAUUUGGUGCUACAAAUCGUCGAAAUAUGAUGGAUGAAGCAUUUCUUCGACGAACGCAGGCGAAAGUAUUUGUCGGUCGUCCAUCACCAGCCAUACGAAAUAAUAUGUUAACACCAUUAGUUUGUAAAGAUUCACGUCUAUUUACACCAAAACAUCUUGAUUCGUUAGUUAAAAUCACAACAAAUUUUAGCGGUGCUGCCAUCAGUGCGUUGAGAUCAAAUUUAAUUAUUGAAAUGGAUGGAAAUCCCCAUAUAACAGAUCAUCGUCUAUUAGAAUUAGCUGAUAGUGUAUCUCGCGAAUUUAAUGUUUGGUUUGGUAUUAGUACAUUACCUGAAAUAUGUCGACUAAAUCCAACUAUAAUCAAUUCGACACAUCAUGAAGACAGUUAUUCAUUAGAAUUUGAAAAAUUAAUUCGUACAGGACGGAUAUUAAUUGAUUAUACUGAGCGUAAAUGUUUGAUUGAAAUGAAAAACGAAGCAACAUUAGAAAAAGAUGAAACAUCUGUAGCAGGCAUUAAUCCAUCAUACAAAACUACAGAACAGUCACAAUUACAACAACACGAAACACAUCAUCAACCGCAAAGUGAGGUAUCCGAUGUUAAUGAUGCCAAUGAUAAACCGGCUGGAUCUACAACGUUAAACAGCAAUGUUGCAAUAUUAGCUUCUACAUCUUCAUCUUCAGUUACUAAUGAUCAACAAGCACUUCAACAACAAAAAGUUAAAACGAAAUCUAUUCGAACAGCAUCACAAAACAAUGCUAGAAAUAAAAUAAGACAUAGAAAACUAAAAGAAAAAUUGAUAAAAAAUACAAUAACAAGACCAAUUUGUAACCAUCGGCCCAUGACAUUGAUUAAACAAGUGUUACAUCAUCAGCAGAUACCACGUGGAAAAACACCAUAUCCACAGCAUGGUGAAUUACCCUUGAGAUUUAAAACGGCCGAACAAGCCACAACCGCAAAUGUUGAUUUACCACAAGGUGCAUUCAAUGAAGAAAAAUUACAGUACUGGGCUCCUAUAUAG